Messenger RNA from Bombyx mori (domestic silkworm), 472 nucleotides. RefSeq lists its product as uncharacterized. Bases 97 to 417 code for a protein of 106 amino acids. Lineage: Eukaryota; Metazoa; Arthropoda; Insecta; Lepidoptera; Bombycidae. The transcript is spliced from 2 exons. The record is from RefSeq and is a predicted model, not a curated record.
GAGAGACGCACAUUCAACGAUGCGAUUAUAUCGCUGUUCAAAUCCCGGCACGGGAAUUUUUUUCUAAUCAAAUACGUUCUUACCUCGAGCUCACGAAUGACUUAUGCACAUACGUACAAGGCUCACUCUACUUUCAGGUACAAACUAAGACCUGAAGUAAAUUUGGAAGCCGUCGCAGAGGCACUACCCGACAAGUGCACCGGCGCUGACUUACUGCAGGUUGUCUCUACUGCACGGUCAGCGGCCGUGAGAGCACUCGUUGCUAAGCUACACAAUGGAACGUUAAAGGAAAGCGAACUGAGUCCCGACUCCAUCGUUAUAGGGGUAAGUGAACUAUGGGAGGGCGUUGUAUCAUUCCGGCCCUCGGUCACAGACGAUGAACUGUCGCAUUACGAAGCGAUGGAGUCACAAAUGUAAAAUAAACAGUUUUCUAGUCUACUGGUCUUGUUAUUAAUAUAUGUAUUUUGUUUUA